AGAUAGAAUGUGUGCCCACUGACGAGUCAUUAUUUCAGCGAUAUUUCGUCGAUUUCCGCAGCAGACAGUCGGCACACCGCAUCGGUAACGGAAGGACAGAAACCACGUGUUUGUCUUCUACAGGGGAUUUUGGUCAGAGUUAACCCUCAGCAUCUCUCUGUCAGGAUGUGGAUGAUGUUACAGAGGGUGGCGGUGAUUGGUGCCGGGGCGGCGGGUCUCUGUGCGGCCCGACACAUCCUGUCCCGUCCGAACAGCUUCGCUCCCCCUCAGGUGUUCGAGCUCACCGAGAACAUCGGAGGAACCUGGUGUUACGAUGAACGAGUCGGGACGUACGACAACGGAUGGCCAAUACACAGCAGCAUGUACAGAAACCUGAGGACCAACCUACCCAAAGAGGUGAUGAUGUUCCCUGAUUUCCCUUUUGAGUCUCACCUCAGCAGCUUCCUGCCCCAUCAGGAGGUCCAAAGGUACCUGGAGAGGUACUGUGAGAGCCACGACAUCCGGCCUCACAUCAGGUUCAACACAGUGGUGGAAAAUGUGAAGCCUGUUGUCGUGACGGCAGAGGGCGAGGCGUCAAGGACGACGUGGGAGGUAACAUCGUCAGACUCAUCAGGUCGUCAGAAAACAGAGACGUUUGACUCUGUGUUCGUCUGCUCGGGGCACUACUCCAACCCUCACAUCCCAGACAUACCAGGCAUCGAGAACUUUAAAGGACAGGUUCUCCACAGUCAUUCGUACCGGUAUCCAGAGCCGUACUCGGGUCAGUCCGUGGUGGUUCUGGGAGCCAAAGCUUCAGGACUCGACAUUUCCAUCGAACUGGCUAAAGUCGGCGCUCAGGUGAUUCUGAGCCACGGUCGACCUCGUUUAACCUUCCCUCUACCUCCUGGGAUACGGCAGUCCACUCCUGUGGUCGCAGUCGACGAGGACGGCAGAAUCCAGUUUCAGGACGGCUCAGUGAGCGCCGCUGACGUCCUGAUGUUCUGCACCGGAUACAACUUCAAGUAUCCAUUCCUGGAUUCGGCUCAGCUGGGUCUGGAGAUCCAGGACCACGUGGUGUCUCCUCUGUACCGCUUCCUGAUUCCCCCCGCCUUCCCCUCGCUUUUCUUCAUCGGCAUCUGCAAGAUCAUCUGCCCCUUCCCAAACUUCAACUGCCAGGUCCAGUUCGCUCUGGCCGUCUUGGAUGGCUCGGUCACUUUACCGUCCCGGGAUCAGAUGGAGAACGAGGUCCGACGAGAGCUCCAGGAGAAGAUAGAGAGAGGAAUCGAGCAGCGCCACCUGCUGAUCAUGGAGCAGGAUCAGUGGGAAUACUGCCAGACGCUGGCUGCCAUCGCCAGAUUCCCACCCCUUCCGCCGGCCGUGCGUAGCCUGUACGAGGAGGUUUGGAGACAGCGGCGGAUUCACCCUGAGGACUACCGGAAACUGAACUACAGGAUGGUUAGUGAGUCAGAGUGGGAGCUGGUGGAGUGAUGGACAGAGGAACACGCUAAAACUGAGGAACCACGACGCUUUAUUUACUUUAUUUAAGACUCCAGACCAGGAGACAUCAGUCCAACAAAUACCAGUGCCAUUAAGACCCUUCUGAUCCAUCUUUUUUGAGACUGGCUGAAGCUUUAAUCAGAGUUUUAUUCUACAUUUAUGAGCUGUACUUUCCUUUAAAUAUGUCAUAAAGUUGUCGAUACACUUGUCGUUA
This is a messenger RNA of Cheilinus undulatus (humphead wrasse), 1690 nucleotides long. RefSeq names its product flavin-containing monooxygenase FMO GS-OX-like 2. The coding region runs from base 166 to 1467 and encodes 433 amino acids. Gene Ontology annotation, molecular function: N,N-dimethylaniline monooxygenase activity; NADP binding; flavin adenine dinucleotide binding. The transcript has 9 exons. Lineage: Eukaryota; Metazoa; Chordata; Actinopteri; Labriformes; Labridae. The record is from RefSeq and is a predicted model, not a curated record.